AUGACAUCUUCAACUAAAUGUAAAUAUUUAAUAAUUGCUGGGCUGAAAGAGAUGAAUGUAAAGUAUGGAAUGGCAGUUGAAGAUCGAAGAAAUGAUAGUAGUAAAGGUCUGUUACAUUCUCGUGAAAAUUCAGUAGAAGACUUCUCAUCAAAUGAAAAAGGUGGUGGUGGAGAUGAUAAAGUAUUGGAUGGCAAUGAUUCUUCUGAUAUUAUAGGUUUUAAAGGUAUUUUUGAUGAUGAUUCAGAUUUUGUUAGAAUUUGGCAGGUAAAGCAAUUUUUAUGUCAUGUGAAAUUAUGA
This is a messenger RNA of Entrophospora sp. SA101, 297 nucleotides long. Lineage: Eukaryota; Fungi; Glomeromycota; Glomeromycetes; Entrophosporales; Entrophosporaceae. The record is from the annotation of a GenBank genome assembly.